AUGACAGUUCUAAAGCAGUUCAGCAUGCUCCUGAUCCUCCAGCUAGGACUAGCUGAGGUGGUGACCCCAACUACGGAACCACCCACCAGGAUUAAUGGUGGACAGCUGGUGAACGAGACUGUGCCCUUCCAGGUUUCCCUGCAAAUGCAGCGUCGUGGUCGGUGGCAGCACUUCUGUGGAGGAUCCAUUGUCAGCGGACAGCAUGUCCUCACCGCUGCCCACUGCAUGGAGAAGAUGAAGGUGGAGGACGUCAGCGUGGUCGUGGGAACACUCAACUGGAAGGCAGGUGGACUGCGACACCGGGUGGUGACCAAGCACGUGCACCCGCAGUACUCCAUGAAUCCCCGCAUCAUCAACGACAUCGCCCUGGUUCGGGUUACGCCCCCGUUCCGUCUAGAGCGAUCGAAUAUCGGCACCAUCCAAGUUGGCGGAUCGGAUCGCAUUGGUGAAAAGGUUCCCGUGCGCUUAACUGGCUGGGGAUCAACCAGUUCAUCUACCUCCGCGGCCACUCUGCCGGAUCACCUACAGGCGCUGAACUAUCGCACCAUCUCCAAUGAGGAGUGCAACCAGAAGGGAUUCCGAGUGACCCGGAAUGAGAUCUGCGCCCUGUCUGUCCAGGGUCAAGGGGCAUGCGUGGGCGACUCUGGUGGACCCCUGAUCAAGCCCGGUGCCCAGCCCCACUUGGUGGGCAUCGUCUCCUACGGCUCAUCCACCUGUGCCCAGGGCCGGCCCGACGUCUACACGCGCGUGUCCAGUUUUUUGGCCUACAUCAGCCAGGUGAUCAACCAGGAUCUGGCCCAAUAA
Drosophila biarmipes is the source of this 804-nucleotide messenger RNA. Its product is annotated as chymotrypsin-1. Gene Ontology annotation, biological process: proteolysis. The transcript has 2 exons. NCBI's taxonomy places the organism in Eukaryota, Metazoa, Arthropoda, Insecta, Diptera, Drosophilidae. Gene Ontology annotation, molecular function: serine-type endopeptidase activity. The record is from RefSeq and is a predicted model, not a curated record. Bases 1 to 804 code for a protein of 267 amino acids.